AUGUCGGACUCGGACACAAGCACAAGUGUGUUGCUGUUCUCGAAGAAGAUGAUCUCGACCCGCGAGCUCAUCGAGCUGGUGCGACAGAAGCGGUGUCUGUGGGACCGCUGCCACCCCUCGUACCGGGACAAGGCCGCCAAGGACAAGUGUUGGCACGAGAUCUACCUCGAGUUCGAACCAUCGUAUGACACGCUCAACGAAAACAAGAAGACUCUCAUUGGUAAUAUAAUCACAAGGAAAUGGUACAACGUCAGAGACUCGUACGUAAAGUCUCGCAAGCCGGGUGUGCGGCGACCGUACCUGUACGCCGAGGAGAUGCAGUUCCUGGACCCCAUCUACCUGGCGGGAGACAGGAAAAGUGAGAAGAGUUUCAUCGAGGAACGGAUAUCCAACGAUGAUGACGCAGACAACGACAACUCACAUAACUGGCUGCAGGAGGUGUUCGUCGACAUCGAGGAGGGCGGAGACACGCAGACCGUCGAGUGUCCGCCCAAGCGGGCCAAGAUCGAGUACAACACCAGCAAGGAGGACAACGAGGAGAACAUCGUAGCAGUACUCGCCAACCUAAUACAGAAGGAGGAGGACGAGGACAGAGCAUUCUUCAAGUCCAUCACUCCGUCCGUGAAGAAACUCUCAGAGAGCGCCAAGUUCGAGUUUAGGAUACAAGUGAUGAAGCUCAUUAACAGUUUGAAAAUUAGGGACCGACAAGUAGUGAACCUUAAAAGAGAAAGAACUUCCAAUGUGGACUCAGACUCAGAGUGA
This is a messenger RNA of Spodoptera littoralis (African cotton leafworm), 762 nucleotides long. The record is from the annotation of a GenBank genome assembly. Lineage: Eukaryota; Metazoa; Arthropoda; Insecta; Lepidoptera; Noctuidae.